This is a messenger RNA of Trichosporon asahii var. asahii CBS 2479, 1227 nucleotides long. Its product is annotated as platelet-activating factor acetylhydrolase 2, cytoplasmic. The transcript is spliced from 4 exons. The record is from RefSeq and is a predicted model, not a curated record. Gene Ontology annotation, molecular function: 1-alkyl-2-acetylglycerophosphocholine esterase activity. NCBI's taxonomy places the organism in Eukaryota, Fungi, Basidiomycota, Tremellomycetes, Trichosporonales, Trichosporonaceae. The coding region runs from base 1 to 1227 and encodes 408 amino acids.
AUGUACAUUCCGCUUCUUUCCAGUUUCCCGGCGGCGACUCCUGGUACCCACAAGACCGUCGGUAUCGCCUACGCUCGGGUACCCUGCGAGCCCUACGAGGUUGACUCGCCGACGAUCGAGGGCAAGCCGGCGUUGAAGACGUCGGAGUGCUCCUUCGCUAUCUACUACCCGUCGAGUGGCGAAACCGGUGGCGGUGUCAGCUGGCUACCGGAACCUACGUCGUCAGUGGUCGCCGGGUACGACAAGUUCUUGGGUGGCAAAGGCAAAUGGCUGAACUUCGGCCAGACUUGCUCUGCACUGGCAAGCGAAGGCUACGUUGUCGUGGCUGUCGAGCACAAGGACGGCUCUGCUCCUUGCGUCAUCUACCCAGAGGGCAAGAACACCGAUGCCGCGUCGGCAGAGGAGCCGAUGCUACUCUUCACUCGGUCGACGAACCUCACAUGGCCGGAGGACGGUGCGCUAGAGCUGAUGGACUUCCGAGUACUUCAGCUGCGAAUGCGGGUGCACGAGAUGCAACAGGCGUACAAGUCGUUCCAGAAGGUAUUGAAUGGCGCAGUUGUUCCGCAGGGGAUGGACGCUGAGCAAGCGUCCGCCUUUUCGGAUGCGCUCCGCGACAGUGUUGACAUGUCCUCUGUCGUCCUGGCCGGGCACUCGUUUGGCGGUGCGACAUGCCUGCGAUCGUACGACAAGAUGCCCGUUCCGGUGACACAUGUGCUGGCCCUGGACCCGUGGUUCGAGCCGCUGAUCCUCGGCGAGGAGAAGUACGGCUUCAAGUGGCCAAAGCCGCCACCCACGCUCGUCAUCAACUCGCAGGGCUUCACCGAGUGGAAGGAAGUGUGGCCCGGAGAGAAGCGGAUCUGUGCCACUCUCGGUGCGACGCUCGUCACGAUUGGAGGUCUCGGGCACCAGGGCUUCUCCGACUUCCCGCUUAUCACUUCGUGGCCAUCAAAGGCAUUUGGCAAUCUCGCACUCAUCCACAAGCUCAGCAUGGCCGAGCUGAACGGAGACCUGCCCGAGCUUCUGCACGAGAUCGGCAAGCGGGAAGUGUUCAAGGAGGGUAUCCUCGAGGGCGCCCCGUUCGAGGUCAUCGUGCACGACACACCAGAGCACGAGUCGGCGGACCAGGAUCCGACGCCGGCUUCGCCGCAGCUGAGAUUGCAGCGCACCCUCUCCCAGCAGUCAAGGGAGGGCGAGCCGUCCGCCGUUCCCACAGAAGGCAACCCAUAG